Molecule: messenger RNA, 6564 nt
Organism: Tachysurus fulvidraco (yellow catfish)
Lineage: Eukaryota; Metazoa; Chordata; Actinopteri; Siluriformes; Bagridae
Gene: nwd1
Product: NACHT and WD repeat domain containing 1
Exons: 19
Coding region: 1531-6375 (1614 amino acids)
Molecular function (GO): ATP hydrolysis activity; protein binding
Source: RefSeq, a predicted model, not a curated record
CAGUGAAGUUCUGCACAUGACAUUGGGCACAGUGGCUUAGUGGCUGCAUAUUUCCUUGUGCCUCUGGGAUUGGGGGUCUGAUUCCUGCCUCUGUUCUGUGUACCCAUGCCUCAGGGAUACCUCUGGGUACUCCACUUUCCCCCAAUCCAAAAGCAUGUAUUGUAGGUUGAUUGGCAGCUCUAAAAGGUGAGUGGGUGAGUGUGCAUUUGGGCCCUAUGGUGGGUUGGCACCCCAUCCAUGGUGCACCAAAUCCGCUGGGAUAGACUCAAGGCAGCCUGUGAUCCUGUGUAGAAUAAACAGUACAGUAAAUAUCUGAAAGUUUUUCAUCAGUAGCUUCCUUUGUAUUGGAAAAAUAUUUAAGGGUAUUUGAGGCAUUACAGUUCACAUCAUAUUAUAACUGUUUAAUUACUUUAAGAACAAUAACGUACAUGCGUGCAUUGAAAAAGUGCAAAGUCAAACAAAAUACAAUUACCAUCUAAACAAGCUGAAAUCGUGUUAAGUAUAAAUUGCAACUGACGCUGAUGUCAUUAUAACGGUCUGUUGAUCUAACAACAAAAUGUUUCAAAAGAUUUCACUAUAGUUGUGUCAAAUUUGUGCAAUAAAAUUUCAUACUCAAUUUUUUUAACUUGCUAUACAAAGCCCUCGAAAACAAACCGAAGUCUCUUGACUGCUUCCCUCGGGAUUACAACCUUCUUUGAGUGGGAAACAAACAUUGCACAUGGUACAUGGUCACAGUUAAUUGAAGCAAUGGGUGUGUUGGUGCAUGAUGGAGCAGAUGGGUGCUUCCUUGAUAUUUUUUCUUUUGCAGUUAAAGUAAUUCCAUGGUUAAAGUAAGUCAAUGGAUUCAAUGGUGUGUUAUUGGGAAACUGACCAGCGGCGUUUCUCAGGAACUUUAGUGAAAAGAUGAUUGUUCAUUGGUACAGUAUAGACCUUUUCGAUUAGAUUCUUUACUUGUUAUAAAUGAGUUUAACAUUUUUAAAACGUAAUUACUUCAAAUUAAUGUUGCACAGGUGUAAAAGGAAAUGGCCGAAUGACGUUAGGGCAAUGCAAUUUGUACACUCACACUCAAUAAUUCUUUAGCACCAAAUUAUUUUGUAAGACACUGUCUGCAUUGUAAGUGCAACAGUUUGUGCUAAAUUGAUGUUUAGCAAAUCUAAGCUACAGCAGGUAAUUAUGUGUGAACACCAGCUGCUAACUAUCCCCUGUGUGCCAUCACCAAGCAAGUGAGACGUGGAAAACAAAGGUUCCUCCUGGCAUACCUGAUCUCUGUGGAUGAAAUGACGAAGAGCACAAACACUAGUUGAUGAGCAGUACUCAUCAGACUGUAAUCCAGGUUGCUUGGAUUUUCCCUACACGAGGGAACGGAGCUUAACAUUUGGACAAGUGCUGCUUUAAAUUUAGGUCUCAGGGUUAGACAUGCUACAGCAGUGUUGGGACUCACUCAAGACUCGAUUGAUGUAGUGCAGUCUUGCUAUAAGCAACUCAUGGACUAAAGUUGGAAGAAGAAGUUUGUAGGGUGUGCAGUGGAGGAUGGACGUGAUGGAGCUGAGGGAGGCUCUGGGAGUCGAGGCGCUGCGUGGACUCGACACAGACCGUCUGGAGCCUUCAUCCAACGUGGUGCGAGUGUUCCUCAGCUCAACGAUCUCAGAUCUGAACACCGAACGAAAUGCCUUUUGGGAAAAAGCCUAUCCUGAGCUACAACGUUACUGUCACAGUCUUGGCUUGAUCUUUGAGGUUGUAGAUUUCCGGUGGGGUUUGUGUGAUGCGAUGACCGUUGAUCACCUAACAACGGAGCUGUGUCUUCAGGAGAUACAAUCGUGUCAGAAAGUGUCAUCUGGACCUAGUUAUAUUGCUUUGGUUGGCAGUCAGUAUGGACAGAGACCCAUUCCACGCGUCAUAUCAGAGACUGAGUUUGAGUUACUGCUCUCCAAACUUUCCCAGGACCAAGAAGGCUUAACAAUACUUAAGAAAUGGUUUGUCAAAGACAAUAACUCUGUACCUGCUAAAUAUGUCCUUCAGCCAAUCACCACACAUUAUCAUCAUUAUAAUAAUACAGCACCUGAGGCUAGACCACAGCAUGAUGCUGACAUUUUGUCUUGGAAUCUCACUGAAGCUCGGUUAGUGCAGCUGUUAUGUAGUGCGGCGCUGCAAGCCGAGCAGAACGGAGACUUCGGUGCAGAGCAGAAGCACAAAUUCUUCAAGUCACUGACCGAAUGGGAGAUGGACCAGAGUUUUCUUUCAACUCAAGAGCAGGGCAAAGAUUCUCCUGUCAUCUUUGUCAAAGAACUACCUCAUUUGAAGAAAAGCGAAAGCCAUAAGCAUACAAAGUUUUUGGAUGUCACAGCUGAUGGGCUCCUAGACACUGAAGCUCAAGAACUUUUGAGCAAUCUCAAACAGCGUAUCACCAGUGCCGGUUCGAGUCACUUCACCUUAGAGCUUAGUAAAAAUGCUAUGGAAGUGAAUCGUAAGGAACACAAGGAGUAUCUGGAGGUAUUCUGUAAACAGAUUGUAUGUCAGAUAAAAGAAAGAAUUGUCAAGCAAUCUGCUUUACCAAUAAAUCCACAGUGGCUGUGGAUUCAACAGGAGCUUUUUCAUCAUGCAAAGCUAAGUAAAGACAAGUGUGCUAUUUUUACUGGUAGAGAUGGUCUACUGACAAAGCUCUGCCUAACGAUGUGGGAGUCGACAAACACACACCAUUCACCUCUUGUCAUCUGUGGGCUUCCAGGAAUUGGUAAGACUACUUUGCUUUGUAAACUGGCUCAGGAGAUGCGUACUGUCCUAGAUCCACAAGCUGUGGUUGUUCUCCGGCUGCUUGGAACAUCUCCCAUCAGCACAGAUGUAGACUCUGUCUUAAAGGGAAUUUGCUUGCAGGUUUGUGGAGCUUUGGGACUGGCAACUCCCAGACCACAGAUUGCAAACACACAUGAGAAAUUGGUGAGGUUCUUCCAUGCCAUGCUACAGAAAGUGUCUGAAGAUGGAGAAACAUUAGUUCUCAUUUUGGACUCCUUGGAUAACCUAUCCCGGGCUAAUAAUGCUCAUAAACUGUGCUGGAUACCUAAAGAGAUUCCUCCUAAUGUACAUUUAAUAGUCUCUACACAGUACGACGGCUUUCCCAUGAAGAGAUUGAAAGCUCUAGUUAGUAAUCAUAAAUGUUUCUUUGAUGUAGAACCAUUGGAUUGUGAUCAAGUGCAGGACAUCAUUAACACCUGUGUAGGCGUUGCUGGAAGAAGACUUACAUCUGAGCAAACAGAACAAAUCCAUAGCAGCUUCCAAAAAAGCGGAAGUCUUUUGCAUCUGAAGCUAAUGGUGGACAUGGCAAAGCAGUGGACAUCCUACACCUCCAUAUCUGAUAUUCACCUUGGCAGCUCGGUGCAGGAAGUAAUCUCAUUGUUUCUUCAGACACUGGAAAAAAAACAUGGUGAGAAGCUUGUCUGUCAUGCUCUGGGCUAUAUCACCUCAUCAAGAUGUGGCUUGUCGGAAGCAGAGCUACGUGGUAUCUUGUCUGUAGAUAAUGAUGUCCUGGCAGAAGUCUACCGGAACCGGCUUCCCCCGAGCCACACGCUCAUAUGCUUUCCUCCUCUUCUUUGGGCACGUCUCAGACAUGACCUAAAAGAUCACCUAGUGGAACGUUGGGAAAAUGGCAUUAUCGUGUUAGAGUUCUCAACAAGACAGUUUACUGACGUUGUGAAGGCAAAGUAUCUUUCUGUGGAGCACCGAGUUCAAAUACACAGCGUUCUCAGUGAAUACUUCUCAGGUCAGUGGAGCCAGGGCCAGCUCAAACCCAUACUUCUGUCAUCACUGAGUACUCAACUGAAUGCUGACAGAAAGGUGCCCCAUCAGCCCCUAUGGUACGCUAAAGGAGUUGCCAAUCUCAGAAUGCUGCACGAACUGCCGUAUCAUCUUAUACACGCAGGCAAAUGGGAGGAACUGCGUGACUCGCUGCUAGGCAAUUUGGACUGGUUGCAUUGUAAGAUCGUCAGCUGCGGUGUGGCCAGUGUAAUUCAGGACCUGUCACUUUGUGUUGACGUCAUAGACUGUCCUGAAAUCCAGCUGCUCAGGGACUGCUUUAUACUUCUGAAGCCUACCUUAGAUUUCAUUGAUGGACACACAGACUCAUCACUUCUAUUCACUGAGAUUACUGCCAGACUUCAGGCUCUGGCUCCUCUGUACCCUUCGCUGAUUGGACGCUUAUGCACUCAGUGCAACGAUUGGUUUGCGACCUGUGCAGAUCCUGUGCUUGUGCCCAAGAGUAGCUUCUUACAACCUCCUGGAGGGCCUUUAAUAUACACUCUCAGUGGUUCUGCACAAGGAAUUACUGUAGUAGACCUUUAUAUGGAGAGAGAGUUACUGAUAGCAGGUUCAGUGGAUGGAGAGUUGAUUGCAUGGGAUCUAAAGUGUCUUGAGAUGCUGUACGCAUUAGAAGGACACAAAGGUGCAGUGCAGUCAGUGAAGAUUUUAAGUAAAGGUGAUCACUGCUUGUCCACUGGUCUUGAUGGGUCUCUAAAGAAAUGGAGUCUCCUCACUGGGAAACAGCUCUUCUGUAUUCCUGCUGUAGUCUCAGUACAGCCUUGGCCUUCUGAACAGAUCCUUGUGCUUGAGCCUAAAGCAAUGGUGCUGUCCAACACACAGGGACAAGUCAAAUCGUGGAAUUUGAACACUGGAGAACUUCUUUAUGAAGUUGAUGUAAAAGGAGAAUGUUCGAUCCUUAGUGCACUGGGGGAGGAUGUAGCAGUCAUGUCCAGUGAUGGCCAAGUCUGGAUCAUUGAUUCUAACACUGGUCUAGAAAAAUCCUACCAUAAGCUCACUUGCCCUCAGGGUUUCACUGUAUCCAGUGUGCUUUCACUACACAGACAUGGAAAACUCCUCAUUGCAUCUCAGGAGUGCUCUUUGAAUAUGGUCUCCGGCAGUAAUUCACUUUGUGAUGUUGAACUUCCUGCACCUGCUUCAUUUAUGUGCACUUCAGAAGAUGAAAGUGUGCUCUUUGCAGGCUGUGAGAGAACACUGGUUGUGCUGAAUGUCAAUCCAGACUCGGUAAACAAUUCCCAGGAGCUCCAACAUGAAGCCACCGUCUUAUCGGCUUUUUCAUUUAGCCGAGGAAGUAAAGUCAUUACUGGAUCUCAGGAUCAAGUCAUACGGGUUUGGGGUUUAGUCACUGGACACCUCCUCGACUCCUUCAGUGGUAUGGGGUCUUCUGUCACCUUCGUGUCCUUGUACAACAAUACAAUCAUCUCAGCUUCAACCAGGUCUGGACACCUCAAACUGUGGAAGCUAGACUAUGAUCCCAAACACAAAGUACAGACAUGUAUUCCAGGCAACUGCCCGAGGGUGGUGAUAUCCAAAGAUGGCAACACGGUACAUUUCAUCAGAGAAGAGGAUCGAGCCAAAGUGUUCACGUGGAACUGUUCUGAAGGUAUGUCUUCUGAUACAUUGGAUGCAUCCGCAGAGGUGUGUUGCAUGGAACUGGCACAACAGAAGCAGCUUCUCUUCUGCGGCCUCUGCACUGGUACUGUACUCAUCUACCCUUUAGACUUUCCCCAAGAGACCCUGUGCCUUCCUCCUCCAGAGAACCUGCCUGCUGUGCGCAGCAUGGCCAUCAGUCCCAGAGAAGAUAAGAUUGCCGUGGCCUAUGAGGACACGGUGGGCUUGUUUGAAAUCACGGCAAGGUGCAGCUUCCCAUGUAUCGAGGGCCCAAUCCAUAACUAUUCUCUCUCCUUACUCCACUCGUCUGUAUCAGCCAUGGCUUUGCUGCCUGACUGUAGACUCCUGUAUGGCACUUUCGGAGGGGAGGUCGCAAUCUAUGACUUCAAGAGCGGCACUGCAGCAGAGCUGGAUCAUCAUGGGUCCGCUAUCACCUGCAUAGCACUGAGUAAUUGGGACAAACACGCUCUGGUAGGAUCUGAGGACUGUGUGCAAAAGCUUUGGAAUGUGAGUCCUGUGCUGCUGGACCAUACCAUGGAGUACAAGGGUUUCUACUUCGAGGGCAUUCUGUGUGCGGCUUUCUCUGUAAACGAUAAGUACGUGUUCACUGGUUCUCGAGACAAAACCGUCAAAGUCUGGGACGUGUUUUCAGGAUCUCUUUUAUACAUUCAGUACGUUUAUGCUGCAGUCAUCAAAAUUACACCCAACAAGGACGGGUUUGUAGCCAUUUCACAGCUUGGCUCUUUCAUCAAGGAGGGCUUCCGUUGUCCAAACACACUGCCUCAAGGCUACAACCCGCUCCGUAACUUCAGAGCUCACUAUCGUGUUACUUCACGGGAGAAGAGUCUAGAAGCUCCUCGCUCUGUCAUUACAGGGAUUCACACUUACAAUCCGGCUCAGUUCAACUUCUUAAGCGUACUCAAGACAAAACAGUCCAACACGUGUGUCAUUCUAUGAGAAACCAGAAAGAUGGGGCUUUGUUAGUGGAGCAUUUUUUUUCAUUUUAGUGGUCAGUAGUCUUUCAUUUCUGUAAAGCAAAUAUCAAAGACACAAACACUGAGUAUUGAAAAUGUGUUUAAUUGAUGUUUAAAAAGCAUGUUAUAAUCUUUUCUUUUCUUACAAAAUGAACAUUAAUCCCAACAUUCA